GAUUCCAGGACACCGGCCAGCCUCGCCGUCCUUCGGCCUCCCAGCCCCGCACAGGCGCAGAUGCAGCCGCCCUGCACCCGGCCUGGCGCAUAGGACUGCGACAGCCAUGGCGCGCGGAGACGCCCCUCGGGACAGCUACCACCUGGUCGGCAUCAGCUUCUUCAUUCUGGGGCUGGGCACCCUCCUCCCCUGGAACUUCUUCAUCACCGCCAUCCCGUACUUCCAGGCACGGUUGGCAGGGGCCAACAGCACCGCUGAGACCCUGAGCACCAACCACACCAGUCCCACAGACACUUUCAAUUUCAACAACUGGGUGACCCUGCUGUCCCAGCUGCCUCUACUGCUCUUCACGCUGCUCAACUCCUUCCUGUAUCAGUGCAUCCCUGAGUCGGUGCGUAUUCUGGGCAGCCUGCUGGCCAUCCUACUGCUCUUUGCCCUGACAGCAGCCCUGGUAAAGGUGGACUUGAGCCCUGGGCUGUUCUUUUCCAUCACCAUGGCGUCCGUCUGGUUCAUCAACUCCUUCUGUGCAGUACUUCAAGGCAGCCUUUUUGGGCAGCUGGGUACCAUGCCUUCUACCUACAGCACCCUCUUCCUCAGUGGCCAGGGCCUGGCUGGGAUCUUCGCUGCCCUUGCUAUGCUCAUGUCCAUGGCCAGUGGCGUGGAUGCCCAGACCUCUGCCCUUGGGUACUUCAUCACACCCUGUGUGGGCAUCCUCCUCUCCGUCAUCUGUUACCUUAGCCUGCCCCAUCUGGAGUUUGCCCGAUACUACCUGGUCAAGAAGCUGUCCCAGGCCCCAGCUCAGGAGCUAGAGACCAAAGCUGAACUCCUCCAAGCCGAUGAGAAGAAUGGGAUUCCCAUCAGCCCCCAGCAGGCAGGCCCAACUCCGGAUCUUGACCCUGAGAAGGAGCCGGAGCUGGAUGAGCCACUGAAGCCAGGAAAACCUUCAGUCUUCGUUGUCUUCCGGAAGAUCUGGCUGACGGCGCUGUGCCUUGUGUUGGUCUUCACAGUCACCCUGUCGGUCUUUCCUGCCAUCACAGCCAUGGUGACCAGCUCCACCAGCCCUGGGAAGUGGAGUCGGUUCUUCAACCCCAUCUGCUGCUUCCUGCUCUUCAACACCAUGGAUUGGCUGGGCCGGAGCCUGACCUCGUACUUCCUGUGGGUGAGCUUGUCUGGGCGGAACCAGCCAGAAGUUUGGGAAGUAGCCGGGGACCAAAGGGUGCGGAGGAACACAGAAAGCCAGAUGAGGACAGCCGGCUGCUGCCCCUGCUGGUGUGCCUGCGCUUCCUGUUUGUGCCACUCUUCAUGCUGUGCCAUGUGCCCGAGCGUGCCCGGCUGCCCAUCAUCUUCUGGCAGGACGCCUACUUCAUCACCUUCAUGCUGCUCUUCGCCGUUUCCAAUGGCUAUUUGGUUUCUCUCACCAUGUGCCUGGCGCCCAGGCAGGUGCUGCCGCAUGAGAGGGAAGUGGCCGGAGCCCUCAUGACCUUCUUCCUGGCCCUGGGGCUCUCCUGCGGGGCCUCUCUGUCCUUCCUCUUCAAGGCUUUACUCUGAGGGCUCCCAGCGCUCCCCACAGUCCUCCUCCCAGCUCUGCUCCCAGAGCCGGGACGCUCCCAGGGGAAGGACCUCUGCUACACCUGGCCUCUCUCGGUCUGUGGGUACCAGGAGGGGACAGAACCUUGGCUGGUAGCCACACUGCAUAUGGUGAGGAAGACUCCACCAGCGGUCAUUCUGCCCCUUACCCAGGAGUGAAAUGGGACACAGAGAGAUGGACCUCUCUGAGGCACAGAAGAGAGCAUCUUGGAAGGCAUGAAUUGGGGAAAGAGCGCACAGGCCCAGGGCCCUUCCUUGCUACCGGGACUAUGUCUGUUCAUCAAACCAUCCAGUGAUCCCAGGGAUCAAAGCCACCUGUAGGCCUUGCUGAGGAUACCCUGGUGGUCUUCGAUGUGACUGAAUGGGGAUGGUGGCCAGCUCCAGAAUGGCUUCUCUCCUACUAGCCCCCCAAGGCCCUGGCGAGGGCAUGAAGCGUCCUGGAAGCUGAGGGGAAGAGAAAGCUCAGAGGACUGACCUCCGAGCCUCCAACAGUGUUCUUUCGGUCAGUACUCCCUGGAAGCCAGACAGGCCCGUCUGACAGAAGGGCAGUCAGCCUGCCUGUGCCGUUCUCUGCAGCUGCUCACAGAAGCCUCAGCCAGGUCCCCGGAACAUCCCCGAGGUGGGAUGUGACUGGCCCAUCAAAGAGUGAAGCUAAGGCCUUCAUCCCCCUCCUUGUAGGUGCUGACCCCACCCCCACCUCUGGCCCACCACUUGCUUCUCUUCCUCCAAGGUAUCCAGGCAGGUGCCCCCGGGUACUUGCUACCAUCUUUUCACCCCGUUUCUCCUCCGACCCUGUUUCCAAGUCCAAUAAAAACCGUUCAUUUCUA
Molecule: messenger RNA, 2414 nt
Organism: Meriones unguiculatus (Mongolian gerbil)
Lineage: Eukaryota; Metazoa; Chordata; Mammalia; Rodentia; Muridae
Gene: Slc29a2
Product: solute carrier family 29 member 2
Exons: 12
Coding region: 107-1480 (457 amino acids)
Biological process (GO): nucleoside transmembrane transport; uridine transmembrane transport; adenine transport
Cellular component (GO): plasma membrane; basolateral plasma membrane
Molecular function (GO): nucleoside transmembrane transporter activity
Source: RefSeq, a predicted model, not a curated record